This is a messenger RNA of Saccoglossus kowalevskii, 3885 nucleotides long. Its product is annotated as protein TALPID3-like. NCBI's taxonomy places the organism in Eukaryota, Metazoa, Hemichordata, Enteropneusta, Harrimaniidae. The record is from RefSeq and is a predicted model, not a curated record. Gene Ontology annotation, cellular component: ciliary basal body; centriole. Gene Ontology annotation, biological process: smoothened signaling pathway.
UUAUCAGGCUGUACAGAAUAUCCCAACACCGACCAUUGGUGUUAGUCGACCAGCAAUGGACAAUAGCCUGGAAAGGUCACCCGAAGCUGCGGCUUCGUCAGCAUUGGUUGGAGACGCCAACAGUGUGAAAGGCAAGCCAAUAAGCUUGUACAAGAUUUAGGCCAGUUAAAAAAAGAGAUGCGAACUGUACUUAAGGGAGCACACAAACUGCAGACUGAUACAGAACAGAGACUACAUCUCGCAAAAAUUCAUGAGGAGGUUAAAAGUGACGUGGAUAGAAGACAUGAAGUCAUGGCUGGACCAGCACCAAUUGACCAAUAUUUGACGAAACCUGCAGUCUCGUCACCCAUCACAUACCAUGCACCUGCUAAACUGCCCUCUUCCCCUGCACUCAUGAAUGCCCCCAUUAUUGACGGUUGUGCCGAGGCGCAGAAAACGCUACUGAAGGUGCAGGCUAGUAAAGGUUAUCUGGAUACAAACCUGGACGUUGUGGCGCACGCUGCCACAAACGAGGAACUUUAUUCUUUGAUUGACAGGAUGAUGUACGAUAGAGAUGCUGCGGAGAAAGCUUACAUCAGAGCAAAAGUAGACAAAAUGAUACAUGUGAUGAAUUAUGAAAUACAGGAUGAGAUGCUGUAUGGUAAGGAUGAUAAGAUCCAGGUUGUACCACAAAAAGACAAGCUACCCGACAAGUCCUCAGCUGCCAAGACAAAGGGAAAACCUGGAAAGAAGAAAGUUCAAGCCAAAAUAAACACUGGGUUGAGAAAAAAGAGAGUAGAGGAGGAAGAUGACAGUAAAGAGAACAAACCACAAAAGCUUCCUGUGAAGAAGCCCCAGAAAUCUACAAGUCACAUGCAAGAUGAGCAGUAUCUAUCCAGGGUGUACGGAAAGGCAUUGUAUGGCCCAAAGAGGAAAACAGAUAAAACAGGACCAUAUCUCCGAUUCCAGAGUACGCCAGUCAAACCAGGUGGCACAAGACCUAAAGUUGUACAGGAAGUACAAGCGGUGAAGAUGAAAUCUUCGAAAACCCAAACCACUCCAUCCCCCAAAAAACCGAAACUGAUCAAAGAAAAAACAGAGUUCUACUUCAACCCAUACCAACACCUGCCAACUAGAGGGACAGCUGUUCCUCCGAUGCCUGGACAGUUGAUACCCAUGGCUAUAUCCCUUGGACAACCCAGGAGUGGUAGCGGGUUGUCACAGCCAGUUGUGAUCAGUACCACCAGACCCGCUCGGGAUCAUGAUGUCAGCAAUGUUGCCAUAGUUGAGAUGCAAGCACCUGAAGAACCAAGGCGACCGCAGCUGGACAUCCAGGUAUUACCUAGCGUAGACAUAGACUCUACACCGCCCACACCUGCACCUAGUGACCGCGUCUCACCACCAAAAGCACAGGUAGAAGAAAAAGACGACAUGAUAGACGGCACAGGAAUAUCGUUACCUGGAUACGAUGAAUCCCCAUCUGUGUACCAUGGGCCGCCAUUCCCACCUCAGCAGCCAGCCCCUCAAGUGGUAGCUGUACCCUCUAGUGAUGUCUUGGCUGAAGAGAUUGGCAGAAGAGACCUCUUUGAAAACAGAGCUAUAGAAUGGGUUGAACAAGAACUGAUGGCAAGAAUAAUAAGUCAGAUGCGUCCACGAGAGGAAGACGAACCAGAUAUCUUGAGACCAGACAGUCCAGUCAGUAGCGAAGCGACAGAUGAGAGUGUCAUUGUUGAUGGCAUGGGCAAUGCUGGCCUGCAGUUAUUUGUAGACUCAGGUCACCCUGUCAGUUCUGAUCUUGUCAAUGCACUGGUCAGAGAAGUGAUAGAGGAAAAACUAGCAGCUAUGUUAGGACAGCAAUUAGCAGAUCGGCAACGACCAAGAUCACCACCUCCGUCACCAAGACAAGUGGUCGAAGAGCAACCGCCUCGACAACCAACUCCACCGCCGUUCAUACCAAGAGAACGAGUAUCAACCCCUGUUGUUACGCCGCAUGCAAGUCCAAUACACACACCUCCACCACCUGCUGUCCGAUCCCCGCUUGAUACCCCUGAUGUAACACCAGAGGGCUCUAUUGUGAUGGUUCCUGAGUCUGAAACGGACAGUGACAUGAGAGAGCCAACCCCUCCACCUGAACCCACCCCAAUAAAGAUGCCAGAUUCGCCUGUUCAAACUCCUAUCAGUACUCCACCCAGGACACCCCCACCUAAAGCACCAACACCCCUGCCAUCACCAAGGGACUCACCGAUACCAUCUGUGCAGGAACCCUCUCCAUCGCCAUCACCAAAACCCUGGACGGAGGAGGAGCUCCCAAUUGAUGAAGAACUGCCAUCAAGAGAUCGUGAAGAAGAGCCACUAAGACCAGUUGUACUCACUCUUGAGCCUGACAUAGAAGGUGGCGAUGUCAUCCAAAUCCCAAUUCUGACACCUCCAAAACGAGCUACUCCACCUCCGUCAUCACCGUCAGAUGUCAGCUCUUCGUCACCAGAGCCGUCAACAUUUACAGAAACCACAGACAGAGACAUCAGUGAUGGGGAGUGGCUUCUCAGUAGGAGUGAGGGUCAGAUUCUACCCAAAACAAGAUUGGGUCAAGAUGGUUUCCGUGUAGCUUUCGACCAUCAAGCUAAUAAACCAGAUGAUUCUGGGAGUAGUCGGGACAGUACAUUGCAUGAAACAGAAGACAUCGAAGCAGAUGUAACGCAGGCAUUUAGUGAAGGAGAGGUGUUAGGCAAGAAAAUACCGAUCCAUAAAGACCCGAUGUUAGCUCUACUUGCCCGUCUCAGUCAACAAGCCUCGGUUGUAAUGCCGUCCCAAGAAGCUAAUUACCUCCAUCCAGCUACUCAAACGUCAGAAGCCGAAAUUAGUGCCGGUGAAGUCAGCUGGGGUCAACGACCUAGCUACACUACAGUUGCUGAGAAGAUUGUCUAUGGGCAAUCUGGGCAUCUGAAGCCGGAGAAAUCCAGAUCCACUGCGAGACAGCUUCAGUCGGGAUCCCCUGGCGAAGUUGAAUUAACAUCGGGUGAUCGUCCUUUGAGAGUCUCCGAACUUGAUAGCCCUAAAUCAGGCAGAUCACCGAAGAGCAAACACUCGAAGUCUCCAAGAUCUCCAAAGUCACCAAAGUCACCUAAAUCUCUGUCACAAAAAACGCCUAGUCGAGUGAUCCAAGUUGGUAGGUCAGAGUCACCUAGGAGUCCUCGUGCAUCAUCUGCUAGUAGGGUAAUUCGAGUGGGUGGAAAACCAGCAUCACCGCCACCAUCAUCACGGGUCAUUCAUUUUAGUGGCUUGGAUGAUGAACAGCCAGCUGACGAUAUGCCUCAAGGUAUGGCACAAAGUACCAAUGAUCUCGAAGCGCAGACCCCGGAUCAGAUGCAACUUGAUGCUUUGAUCCUCUCUGGUUAUUUGUCCCAAACAUUCAGCCAAUCAGAUGGCGCCAUUAGCGAAAUGGACAGAUCCAAGUUACCAUCUGGCUUGACUCUAGGGGGAAGCGCUCCCGGUACUUUACUAGUAACCCUACCAUCGGCCGAAGAAAGUGUUGAAGAUUUUGACAUAUCAGGUGCAAGUUUUGAGCAACAAGAUGACAGUACUAUCAGCGAUGUCUCCGAAUUCAGUGCAGCUCAACUAUAAACUUUGAUAAAGUGCUGUAGUCAUUGAUUAAAUACAGAUCAACUUUAUGACUCAUUCAGAUAACUAGCAGAUACUUUAAUGAUGAACCAGUUCACAGUGUACCUGAUAUCUUACUGGUUUAAUAAAUAUUAUUGCACACACAAAAAAGUCAUACAAGAUGACAAAUAAUUUACAUAAUUUUCCAUAUCCUAAAAACUGCCAGUUCUGACACAUCCAAAUUGUGAUAUACAUGUAUCAGCUGUGAAUAUUUAAAAUUUUCUGUAUAUAGUUGGCGUGGUGUAAAUA